Gekko japonicus is the source of this 3107-nucleotide messenger RNA. It is a transcript of the gene CDK5RAP1, whose product is annotated as CDK5 regulatory subunit associated protein 1. Gene Ontology annotation, cellular component: cytosol; mitochondrion. Gene Ontology annotation, biological process: tRNA modification; negative regulation of cyclin-dependent protein serine/threonine kinase activity. The transcript is spliced from 14 exons. The record is from RefSeq and is a predicted model, not a curated record. Lineage: Eukaryota; Metazoa; Chordata; Lepidosauria; Squamata; Gekkonidae. Gene Ontology annotation, molecular function: tRNA-2-methylthio-N(6)-dimethylallyladenosine(37) synthase activity; 4 iron, 4 sulfur cluster binding. Bases 40 to 1815 code for a protein of 591 amino acids.
CGUCCCUUGCGCAGGAGCGGGGAGCUGCAUUUGUGGAAGAUGCAGCCUUGGCAAUGCAUUCUGGGAGGCACCAGGUUGCUGCGCCGCAGGCCUGCGGGCUGGACCUUGCCAUUGGCACUGCGGACUUUGGGUUCCACGGGCCACAGUCUGGAUUCCGGGACACACACCGAGGGAGCCAAGCAGUCAGGAGGGGGCCUGGAAGCUUUCCGUGUCAAGUUAGCCACGGGGCCGCCCAUGCAGCAUUUUCUACGAGGUGCUGCCCCUGCGCAGGAAAGCCACCGCUUGCCAGAUGACGCAAAGGAGGACGCAGCUCACUACCUUGGGACUGACACGGUUGCCGAGGCGCCAAGAAAAGUGUACCUGGAGACUUAUGGCUGUCAGAUGAACGUCAAUGAUACGGAGAUCACUUGGUCCAUCCUUCAGAGGAGUGGUUACCUGAGGACCAGCAGGCUGGAGGAGGCGGACGUCAUUCUGCUUGUCACGUGUUCCAUCAGGGAAAAGGCUGAGCGGACCAUCUGGAACCGCCUGCGGCACCUCACGGCUCUGAAGUCCAAGCGGUCUUCCGCGCUGGUCCCACUCCGCAUCGGGAUUUUGGGCUGCAUGGCGGAGAGGCUGAAGGAGAAGAUCCUGGACCAGGAGAAGAUGGUGGAUGUUGUGGCCGGCCCCGAUGCUUACCGCGACCUUCCCCGUCUCCUGGCAGUGGCCGAAACUGGCCAGCAAGCAGCCAACGUACUGCUGUCCCUGGACGAAACCUAUGCGGAUGUCCUGCCCGUCCAGACCAGCACCAGCUCCACGUCAGCAUUUGUGUCCAUCAUGCGCGGCUGUGAUAACAUGUGCAGCUAUUGCAUCGUGCCGUUCACCCGUGGCCGCGAGCGGAGUCGGCCCGUCGCCUCCAUCCUCCAGGAAGUGCAGCUCUUGUCAGAUCAGGGCGUGAAGGAGGUGACCCUCUUGGGGCAGAACGUCAACAGCUACCGAGACACCUCCGAGGUCCAGUUCCUCUCGGGGGCGCCCGCCCCCCUGAGCCGCGGCUUCAGCACCGUCUACAAACCCAAAGCGGGGGGCUUGCGCUUCGCGGCCCUCCUGGACCGGGUGUCCCUGGUUGACCCUGAAAUGCGGAUCCGCUUCACCUCCCCGCACCCCAAAGACUUCCCGGACGAGGUCUUCCAGCUCAUGCGGGAAAGACCCAACCUCUGCAAGCAGAUCCACCUCCCAGCUCAGAGUGGCAGCACCCGUGUCCUGGAGGCCAUGCGGCGAGGGUACACCCGGGAGGCGUACUUGGAGUUGGUGCACCACAUCCGAGCCUCCCUGCCAGGCGUCAGCCUCAGCAGUGAUCUCAUCGCCGGCUUCUGCGGGGAGACGGAGGCCGACCACCAGCAGACGAUCUCUCUCUUGCGCCAGGUCCGCUACAACGUGGCCUUCAUCUUUGCCUACAGCAUGCGGCAGAAAACCCGGGCGUUUCACCGGCUGCAGGAUGACGUGCCGUCGGAAGUGAAGGUCCAGCGGUUGAAGGAGCUCAUGGCCGUGUUCCGGGAGGAGGCUGCCUCCGCCAAUGCGGCUGCCGUGGGUCAUACACAAGUGGUCUUGGUGGAGGGGCCCAGCAGGCGCUCCCCUUCCGACCUGUGCGGCAGGAAUGAUGGCAACAUCAAAGUGAUCUUCCCUGACGUCGAGAUCGACGGCGGCUCCGGGCCCGGAUCUGCAGCGAAAGCCAAGCCAGGAGACUACGUCCUGGUGGAGAUCUGCUCUGCGAGCUCCCAGACGCUGAGGGGCAUUCCUCUCCGUCGAACCACCCUGAGAGAAUCUGCAGCUUUCUGCUGAGGCCGCCCUCCGAGUGUCGGCACGGACCAGAUCCAGCCAGAACGAAGAGCCCCGCGGCCGCGGGUGCCCGCGGGAGCCUCCCGGGCCCCCGAUGCCUCUGCUGUUAGUGCAGCUCAGUUCUGCUGCCUUGUGGGUCGGUCCUGUCCCUGCCCUCAACUCUCCGCAGCACGUCCUGUCCAGCCAUUUGGCUUCCUUGCGGCACCGCACAUGAUGUGCCGUGUCAAAAAUAACAUAGCCAGUUGUGGCUCACCAGGGACUAUCCAGAAGUCACAGGAGAUGGGGCAGUGUGGUGAGGAAACAGGGUUGAUAGGAAGUAAUUCACGGGCUGCUCAUGAGAGGUGAUGCGGAGCUUGUUUAACGUGUCAUCCUGAGCGGAGUUGCGUAUUUCCCGGCCCAUUGACUUCAGUGGACUUAGAAGGAUUUAACUCUGCUUAGAAUUGCACUGCUAACGCCUCCUCCUUUCGUUCCCCGCUUCCUUACGGUAGCCUGCCUGAAUGUAACGCCCCGUCCUGUUUUUGGUUUGACCCCCUGGAUGCUGUUCAUUUGGCUCCAGGAGCACCGACGGACGCUGGCCACACAGAGCCUGUGAGAUAUCCACCUUAGAGCAUCUUUGCCUGGGCAUGUCGCACUUCUCUAUCCAGCCAGGGUGGUGCAGAGCAACGGUUGCAUAGUGAGUGUGUGAGUGAAUGGGAAGAGGAGGAACUAAUAAACUGAGUCGUUUGCUAAGGUUUGUGUUUUGGCUUCUGCAUCAGUGUGUUCUGCAAUGCCUAUAAAGCUGGACUGUGUGUCUGGACCCUAAACGAUUUGAUUUUUUUUUGGCCAGAUUAAUUCAAAUGCUGCUUCAAGACAAGGCACCUUUUGAAUAUCUGUUUGCUACUUUGGUUGGCCUGAUUUCCUCUUUCCAAAAGAAAGGGUGUAUCUAGGGCCUUCGACGCUCACUACCGGUCCCCGGGAGAUCCUGUUUCUCACCUUCUGUCUUGGGAUCUACUUAGACCCAUAUCCUUUUAAGCCUGAGUCCUAGAGCUUGGAUUGAGAGCGAUUGUGGGGACUGCCCCAGAGCUACAGGACUAGGAUGGUGUGUGUGUGGGGGUGCUGGCCGUAAUCCCACAAGUAACACCACUGAUUUGGGGGAAGGCCUCGUUUCAAAUCUGAACGGCCGUAGGCGAGUCACUCCCAUCUCUAAAAUGGAAACGGUGCCGCGUCUCAUGGGAAGCUGCCACAAACUAUUUCCAGAUCUUUUACUUUUAAAUUGUUUUUUCCUGUCUAUCUCUGUAUCAUAUGCUGCAUUAUAA